Molecule: messenger RNA, 1731 nt
Organism: Brenthis ino (lesser marbled fritillary)
Lineage: Eukaryota; Metazoa; Arthropoda; Insecta; Lepidoptera; Nymphalidae
Source: the annotation of a GenBank genome assembly
AUGGAUACAAAAAAAAAUGACAAGUGGGAAGCUCUAGCUACCGUAAAAUCCUUUGACCUAGGUGUAGCACGCACGAGCCAACAUGAAUCAGUCUUACAACAGAGCAUACAUCAGAUUGAAGUGAUCAAUUCUAAUGCCACCACACCUAUUAGCCUUCUUAUCCAGUCUCUUGUGAAACAGCUAUGUGCACUGCUAGAAAAAGAUAUUAGUAGGGCAAAUCAACUCUAUAACACAAUUUGUGAAAAAUUGCACAGUAUGAACUUGAUAGAUGACUCAUAUGCUAUGGGAGAGUUUGAAGUAAUGAGGAGUCAGUACCAACGAGCACUGUACCAACUUGUCACAGUUGCUAGUGGAACUGAAAUCCCAAUCACUAUGCCAGUAUCUUGGCCAAUAACUAAGUCGGGACUGGAGUGGUCAAGAUACCACCGGGAGUUUGAGGAGCUAUACUUCAUAGCUGGCGGUGGUUUCGGUAAUGUGUUCAAAGCUCGACAUAGACUAGAUGGAGUGGAAUAUGCUGUUAAGAAAGUCAACAUUAAGUCCUCUAAUGUGAACUCUAUCAUGACGCAUUUAGCUGAAGUGAAAACUAUAGCAAGUCUCAAUCAUCCCAACAUAGUCAAUUAUAAAGCUGCAUGGCUUGAACCAAUGAUAGAGUCUAAAGUUAAGAAGAAGAGAAAAUUCAACAUGGAUACAGAUGAAGAUGGUAUCACAAUAAAUAGCAAUGUUUCCUCAGUUUACCCUAAUAUAAUGAAAUCCUUCAAAACAUACAAUUCAAAGGACCUCAACAAAAAACAAAGCCAGUCUGACUUUGAUAUAUCAUUCCAUAACUCCAAUAGCGUAGACAAUGAUAUAAGUACUGAUGAGAUUAAUUCAGAGAGUGAAGAAGAUGAUUCGUCGAGUGACCAAAAUGCUGUUUGUAAACUUUUAUCUGGACAAGAAUAUGAAGAUUGCUCCCGAGUUAACCUCAAAUGGGCUACACUGUACAUUCAAAUGACUUACUGCCAGCAAACACUGAAGCAAUGGUUGGAUGAGCGCAAUAAAUACAUUGCUUCGUCUAGAAAGGGUUCUGAUGACUUCACACUUCAUCAUAGUGAUUCUACGGAUUCUAAUUGCCUGGAAACUGCAUUUUCUGAUACAAAUUGCCCUCCAGUAUUUUCAUUGUGUGUUCUAGUAGAUAUGUUCACUCAGUUAGUGCGUGGUCUUCAUUACAUACAUUCUAGAGGUGUGAUUCAUCAUGAUGUGAAGCCAAGCAAUGUGUUUGUAGGACCAAGUGGGAAUGAGUUACUAGUUCAGUUGGGUGAUUUCGGCUUGGCUUGUCCAUUACAGCAGUCCCACAGUGGCUUAGCACUUGGGACACAAUUGUAUGCUGCACCGGAGCAACUGGAUGGUCAGUGUAACCCUAAGAGCGACAUGUAUUCCCUUGGAAUUAUACUUCUUGAGAUGGUGGAACCCUUCAGCACCGAUAUGGAGCGUGUAAAAACAAUAACGGACCUACGGAAAGGCCAGAUCCCCGCACAUCUUACUGCAAAUUUUCCCAAAAUAGCCCACAUUAUAGGUAAAUUGGUACAAAGAAGGCCUAGCAAAAGAUUGGAUACGGCACAGCUGUUGGAAGAACUCAAAACAUUAACAGAAAACAAGGAUGAUACAAUUAGAUUGUUAAAGGAAGAGUUAGCGGCAAAAGAUGAUGAAAUAGCCAAAUUGAAAAUGAUGCUGGCUAAAAGUAAUUGCCGUCCC